Messenger RNA from Xenopus tropicalis (tropical clawed frog), 1860 nucleotides. RefSeq names its product mesoderm posterior bHLH transcription factor 2 (gene mesp2). The record is from RefSeq and is a predicted model, not a curated record. The coding region runs from base 84 to 920 and encodes 278 amino acids. The transcript is spliced from 2 exons. Lineage: Eukaryota; Metazoa; Chordata; Amphibia; Anura; Pipidae.
UCUCCCUGCAUUGCCAAUACAGUCACUGACAGAGAAGCACACUGCUCUGAAGUCAGACAGAAACAGUUCUACCAAGCCAUAGGAUGCCACAAGACUGCUCUCAGACCUUUGAGUGGGCCUAUGCUUCUUCAUGCUCAGAAUCUCCUGCUUCUUCAUCAGACUCCUACAGUCUGUCUCCUGGCUAUGCACAUUUAGCCCCACCAAAGGAGACCUUUUGCAACUACCAUCAAGCCCAGGUGUACGACAUGACUUCUCACCAGACACAGGAGUCACCACAGGGCUCUAGAAGAACAAGAUGCAGAAUGGUAGGUCCUCAGAGACAAAGUGCCAGUGAGCGGGAGAAAAUGCGGAUGAGAAACCUCUCUAAAGCACUUCAGAACCUUAGAAGAUAUUUGCCACCAUCAGUAGUGCCAGCUGGCAGGACACUAACAAAAAUCGAAACCCUGAGACUCACCAUACGCUACAUAUCUCACCUAUCAAGUCUACUUGGACUUAAUGAAGAGGUGAUGAGCCACAAAAGAGAACCAGUGCUAGGUAUGCAGCCUGCCUCAUAUUCAAAGAUGACAGACAGUUGCCAAGACAUGACAUGCCGGGUCUACCAGCAACAGCCUCAGACUACUCUCUACCAUGAUGCAUCAAAUCAGUGUUCCAAAGCCACAUUCCCAACCAUGCAACCUGCGAGCAGACACACAGAGCUAGAAGCUUGGGUACCAUCUUGUGAAUAUAACAUGAAAUCCAACUCACUGAGUGAAUUCGGCCUUUCCUCUCACUGCUCCUCAAGACUGACACAUAUGUAUCAGCUUGGAGACUAUCGAGCCACAGAUUUCAACUCAGUCACUGCUCAGAUACCCAGAGAGAUCGACUCCGGCCUGUUAUUCUCAGAUCCGCUUACUGACGUCGAUCAGUGGCUUAUAGACUAAGACACAUUGGCAGAGAUGCUCGGUCAUCACUCCCCGAGGGGAAAGACUUGGAAAGAACAUUCAUCAAACACAGUUUUAAAAAAGGCCCCAACAAUCCACUAGCACGCUACUAAUUAAUCAUUCGGCUUUAAUCACUGAAUAAUUAUGGCAGCUUUUUGCUCUGUGACUAUUCCUAUUUACUGCUGUCAUCACAUAAUUACUCCUUUUAUUAUAAUAGCAUUUAUUUGUUUGCACAAACUUAAUAAGUGCUGUGAUAUUCUCUGAAAUGCUCUGUGUUACUGAAUAUACCCCUGGAUCAGCUCCUCAGUGCGGUCCUAGGCACAGCGGCCUGUAUCCCCAUUGUGAUCUCAUUGCUUGGCCAUAGGGAUCAGACAAUAUCGCCCACCUUAGGUGGACAUAAAGAUCUAGGGAAUACUUUCCCCUAUGAAGGCACAAAAAUUGACUAUGCUUUUCACAUGAGCCAAGUAAAAAUAUUGUUUAAAAAAUGCUUGUACUCAUUGGGCUUAGCCGAAACUGACAUUUUUGCUUUAUUCUAAUAUUGAUAUUAUUAUGCACAUUUAAGGCACUUUACGAGGUAUAUGUACCAAAGGAUAAUGGUGCACAAUGCUUGUGCCAUGAAUCUGCACACAUACCAAAGUCAUAUUUGGUUUGGCUGUGGUCAGACUUUCUCUCUGUUGUAGUGCCCCACAGCUGCCUUUAGGUACAUACAGUAUGCCAGUAGCUGCCUGUGAUGCUGUAUGUGCAGCAAUAUGCAGUGAUUUGGGAGUGGAUUCAAUAAUAAUAGAAAUGGCUGUCAUCAUUGAUUUCUUUUCUGGUUUUAAAAGUAUAUAUGAAAGGGAAAAUGCGUCUUUAUAUAUAUAUAAAUAUGUAAAUGUUUGUGUCAUAAGAGUGUAAUAUAUAUUUAUCUGUGCAAAUAAAUGCAAGUUACUGACUGAUUUAA